Molecule: messenger RNA, 619 nt
Organism: Eutrema salsugineum
Lineage: Eukaryota; Viridiplantae; Streptophyta; Magnoliopsida; Brassicales; Brassicaceae
Product: auxin-induced protein X15
Exons: 1
Coding region: 127-423 (98 amino acids)
Biological process (GO): response to auxin
Source: RefSeq, a predicted model, not a curated record
GUUAUCUUCAAAUAGUGCUCUUAUCUAUAUAUACUCAUCAUUGGGUCUAUUAAGCCUUGCAAGUUCUCACAUCUUAGCUAGAGCAAAGCAUUAAACUUUGAAUUCAAGAAACACACAAGACAAUCCAUGGCGAUCAGGGUUCCUCGUGUGCUGCAAUCAUCCAAGCAGAUUCUCCGUCAAGCGAAGCUGUUCUCAUCUUCUUCCUCUAGCUCUCUUGAUGUUCCAAAAGGCUACUUGGCGGUUUACGUAGGAGAAACAAAGAUGAAGAGAUUUGUAGUUCCCAUUUCGUACUUGAACCAACCUUCAUUUCAAGAUCUACUAAGAAAGGCCGAGGAACAGUUUGGAUUUCAUCAUCCAAUGGGUGGCCUCACAAUUCCUUGCAGCGAAGAAAUCUUUAUGGAUCUUGCUUCUCGCCUCAACUGAUAAUGACUCACUCAAAUAACCUUUUUUUCAUUGAUUUUGUACAUUUUUUUUUUUAUCCCCAUUAGUUUUCUUCAAGAGAUGAGAUGACACCUCUCCUUGAAAGUGAAACAGAGACUUGUAACACUCUUUUUCCUCACUUAAAGUGAGUUGACUCAGAUCUAAUCAAACUCCAUGAUUCAUCAUUUAGUCAGAGAAA